UUAAAAUUCUGUUUAUUUUCAGCAACAGCCUACUGAAAAGUUUACGAACCCCGAAACUCCUGGUUAUGUUGGAUUUGCAAAUCUUCCAAACCAGGUUCAUCGAAAGUCUGUGAAAAAGGGUUUUGAGUUUACCCUUAUGGUGGUUGGUGAAUCUGGACUUGGGAAGUCUACUCUGAUAAACAGCCUGUUCUUAACAGAUCUCUACCCAGAAAGGAUAAUCCCAGGAGCAGCUGAGAAAAUUGAAAGAACUGUGCAGAUUGAAGCUUCAACAGUUGAAAUUGAAGAAAGAGGUGUGAAACUCCGUCUCACUGUAGUGGACACACCAGGAUAUGGUGAUGCCAUCAAUUGUCGAGAUUGUUUCAGGACUAUUAUUUCCUAUAUUGAUGAGCAGUUUGAGCGCUAUCUUCAUGAUGAGAGUGGUUUGAACAGACGCCAUAUUGUCGAUAAUCGAGUUCACUGCUGCUUCUAUUUCAUUUCACCAUUUGGCCAUGGACUCAAGCCCUUAGAUGUUGAGUUCAUGAAAGCCAUCCACAACAAAGUAAACAUUGUACCUGUAAUUGCAAAAGCUGACACUCUUACUCUGAAAGAACGGGAAAGGCUGAAGAAAAGGAUUCUGGAUGAAAUUGAAGAGCACAGCAUCAAGAUUUAUCACUUGCCUGAUGCUGAAUCAGAUGAGGAUGAGGAAUUUAAAGAACAGACCAGGCUUUUGAAGACCAGCAUUCCGUUCUGUGUAGUGGGAUCCAAUCAACUAAUUGAAGCCAAAGGUAAAAAGGUUAGAGGUCGUCUCUAUCCUUGGGGAGUUGUUGAAGUGGAAAACCCCGAACAUAAUGACUUCCUGAAACUAAGAACCAUGCUAAUCACCCACAUGCAGGAUCUCCAAGAAGUUACUCAAGACCUUCACUAUGAAAACUUCCGUUCUGAAAGACUUAAAAAAGGUGGCAGGAAAGUAGAAGAUGAGGAAGUUAAUAAAGAUCAGAUCUUACUGGAAAAGGAAGCUGAACUCCGUCGCAUGCAAGAGAUGAUUGCCAGGAUGCAAGCGCAGAUGCAGAUGCAGAGGCAGGGUGGUGAGGGAGACAGUGCUGUGAUUCAUGGGCAUAAAGUUUAAGCUAUUUGCCCACAUGUCAAUGCUGUUUUCUAAAGUAACGUAUAUGAGAAGACAAUGGAUCUGUGGCUGAGAAGUUGGAUCAUUCCUAUCUAAAUUUAUAUUUGCUCUACAGCUUGCUUUCUAUUUCUAAGUAUCUUUUAUUCAAUAUUAGUGUGUCAAUUUUUUUUCAGAUACCAUCAUUAAGUAAAGACAUUUGAGAUGUGAUGCAGUGGUGUAUUUCAUCAUAAGAGAUGCUUCUUAUCUUAGUGUGAGCUGGAAGAUUAUAUUUCAUUCAACAUGGAAGUAUAUUGUAGUCAUUUUUGUAAUGCCUAUUUUGUAAACAGACUUGGUCAUUAUUUUAAUGCUACAAUGUUACUUGGUGAUUUAUUAACUUUGAUAGUUUACUCUUUUACUGAGCUUUUUAAAAAUUAUUCUGGCUACACAAAUACUCCAGAUAUUUCUUAAUUUGAUACUGUUUAUGUGAAGAUGUGUAUUACUACCACUAUUUUGCGAUUCUUUGUUUGCACUGAAGGGAUCACCUGAUUCUGACCAUAGUCCCAAAGGUCCAAAAUUUGCAUGUAUGCUUUGCAUCUCUUAUGUAGACUUUCCUGUUAACCUAGUUGUCUAAUAUGUGUACAAAUACAAAAAAAAAUUAAACCAUUAUCUCCAGAAAUAA
Molecule: messenger RNA, 1760 nt
Organism: Sceloporus undulatus (fence lizard)
Lineage: Eukaryota; Metazoa; Chordata; Lepidosauria; Squamata; Phrynosomatidae
Gene: SEPTIN2
Product: septin 2
Exons: 11
Coding region: 137-1105 (322 amino acids)
Biological process (GO): regulation of exocytosis; cytoskeleton-dependent cytokinesis; cell division
Cellular component (GO): septin complex; synaptic vesicle; cell division site
Molecular function (GO): GTP binding; GTPase activity; molecular adaptor activity
Source: RefSeq, a predicted model, not a curated record